This is a messenger RNA of Babesia bigemina, 786 nucleotides long. RefSeq lists its product as hypothetical. The record is from RefSeq and is a predicted model, not a curated record. NCBI's taxonomy places the organism in Eukaryota, Apicomplexa, Aconoidasida, Piroplasmida, Babesiidae. Gene Ontology annotation, molecular function: DNA binding. Bases 1 to 786 code for a protein of 261 amino acids. Gene Ontology annotation, biological process: DNA-templated DNA replication; error-prone translesion synthesis. Gene Ontology annotation, cellular component: epsilon DNA polymerase complex. The transcript has 5 exons.
AUGAAGCCUCCCCAGUCAGAUGACCUUACCAAAUUACUCAAGGUGUUGACAACUAAUAGUAUUCGUUCUGUUCAAUUGGAUGAGGGACUCAAUGUUGAUGGUUAUCUUUGGAAUUUCACGGUCUCUCAACUCCAGAGAGCUGAUUAUAAUGGCAACCUGCUUGAAGAUUUAGACGCUUGGCCUUUAUAUCGGGAGAGAGCCAGACUUGAAGCCUCCACUGGCACGCCUAUUCGGGAUGUGUUCAUUUACAAUGUACUGCGGGAUAUGCCAAGGAUUGUGUUCUGCCGGAACAAAAAGGUUCCGGAGAUUCGCCACCAGUUAGUUUUAGAGAAAACUCGAACAACUUCACUGCACAUGAAAUCGGUUGACUCGGCUUCACGAGUCUCUAAUAAGGAGCAGGUUGUCAUUGGCAUACUGGGUGUCGACAGGAAAGGUGAUAUCUCUAUUAAGGGUACAUUGAGUCAACUACGCCUGGUGAUAACGCCUGACACGUCAAUAGAACAUGGUAUAUACUGCCAUAGCUGCACUGUCAUUGUCCACGGAAUAAUGGAUCCUUAUAAGGAAGCAAUCAGAUGCACUGAAAUAAAGCACCCCCCUUUUGCAGUAGAAACAGAAAUACCAGAUUUCUUCGGAGGCAAUGUAUCUCUGAAAGAGCAAUCUGCUUUCGAAUCACGAAUGACCAUUUUAAAGGAAGGGGGGGGAUCUGAACGCUGGGUGGUUAUGGCAGACUUACAUCUGGACGUCAAAGGCACCCUAGAUUCGCUCGAAAUUCUCUUAGACAGUUAG